GUUUACCAUUUACUUUCGAGUUUUAUAGAUCGGUUGUGAACGCGAAAACGUUUCUUCGGUGGUGGUGUUUUUAUUUUUGGAUUUAAAGAGCAAAAAAAAAAAACGAACAAGGUCUUGCUAAAUUUGUGCAAUUGCGAGCUUUAUAUCGUGUUAAGCAUCGUUCUAAAAUCUAUCGUAUAUCUGUCAAUAUUUAUGUGAAACUAUGAAAUGUGGAUAAACAUCGGCGAAUCAAUGACAUUAUUUGUUUAUAAUAAUUUUGUGUUGCACUUUGAUUUUGUUAAUUUUCAUUUGUAAUAUGGAACGCAGAACUUAUCGUUUUUUUACAAAAAGAUCAGAGCACUACAAUAACCUCCAAAAAGAAGAAGAGAAAUUGAAUAAUUCGAUUAACAACAACAAUUUACAAGUAGCGUCUGGUGGUGCCAGUCCUCUAAAAGAUCAUUCGAAUAUACAAAAUAAUCGUGUGCCUACAUCAACUGCCAGUGAAACGUCCCGAGUAGAAAGUAGAUUGGAAAGUACCAACACGCAGCCAACGGAACAAAAUCAGAAAAAUUCACCUUCACAGCCACAACAACGUCAACAACCGGCAGUAUCAUCACCAAAUGUUCUAGCUAAGACUUACACCACAAAGAAUACGGUUACGUCUACGCAAUCAUCGACUACAUCGCACGUACAAUCAAACACAACUACUACAUCAAGCAACGAACGACCUCUAAAGUGUCUUGAAACCCUUGCCCAAAAGGCAGGCAUAACCUUUGACGAAAAAUACGAAGUAGCUAGUACACUCCUUACGCUGGAGAAAUCACAGAGCCCCGCGCAGCAGGUUGCUGCGCCAACGUCGGUGCCCCUGCAAAUAUCACAAGAACAGUUGCAACAGCUGUACUUACAGCAAGCAUAUGGAGGAGCCGUUCAAGUGAAACAGGAGUUUCCGAACCAAACCAUUAGCAAUAUGGAGUUGAAACAACAGAUUGCCGACCACAAUCAGCAACAAGUACAGCAAAUGCAGAUUGUCGAAGCACCACCCAGUCCACAUCAACCGCCUAACAGUUCAGCGAUGUCGAUGCCUCAACAGAAUCAACAGAAUGCCACGAUAAACACGAUGUCGCCUCUUCAACUGUCCAGUGGUCAAAUGCCAGCUGAUUGGGGUGGUCGAGUACAAGUUGUGCAACAACAGAUCCAAAACCCUCAGUAUUUACAAGGAAUGUACGGAGCGCCACAAGUUUUAAUGAACGGAAACAUUUUGACACCUGGACUUGGGCCACAAGUCCAAGUAAUUGCUGCCGGAAAGCACUUUCAAGGCGGUCAGUUAACAUCUCAAAUGCUUGCUCAAGGUAAACAAAUGAUUGGUAAUGGACAGGGAUUUAGCGGAACUUACACGCUACCAACCAUUCCAUCGAGCCAACAGCAAACUUUGCUGUUUAGUCCAGUAAGUGCAGUAAAUGUGAUCAGCUCACCCCAGCAACAGCAACAACAAAAUAUUUUACCGGCACUUACGUCUAACCAAGGGAAUGCUAACAAGCAACCGACCCAACAAGACUUACAAAAAGCCGCCUUAGGACAAAAAGUCUUGCAAAAAAUCACUGCCAAUGGAACGCUUAGCAAUAAUCAAAUUCAGGGAAACAAUCAGGCCGGCGGUCAAUGUGUUCAAGUAUCUCAGGCGAUGCCCACAGCUCAAAUGAUCAGUCCAAUACAGCAAGCUGGUGCUCAACAUAUGCAAUUCGCUCCGUGGAAUGCAAUACCACAAUUUCAGUGGACCAAUGGACUGUCACCGCAGCCUAUGUUAGCCCAAAACAAUCGUUAUAUUAUCGCAACAAAUCAAGAUGGAACAGCUGGUCUUCAAUUCAUUCAACAUAAUCCACAAACGAAUCAAACAAUUCAAACGCAACCUCAGACGCAGACCUUAGCACUGUCCAAUUUGCAACAAGCUGUACAACAACAACAACAACAACAGCAGCAGCAGCAACAACAGCAAGCCCAGCAAGUGCAACAAGCUCAGCAAGCACAACAGGCCCAACAACAAGCACAGCAGAAUCAGCAGCAGCAACAACAGCAACAACAACAAGCGCAGCAACAGCAACAGCAACAACAAAAACGAGCUGAGACUUUAGCACCGAAAUUGCAAGCAAAUCGUACACCAAAUAUCCUGCCACAAGGAGCUCAGGGUCAACUUAUUCGGCCCGCAAGUUCUGUAUCAACUCAAACGGCUCAGAACCAAGCAAUGCUGAAUCAAAAGCAGAGUAAAAUGCGUACCAAACAGCAUCCCACUGUUCGGCCAGCCGUUCCCAAUUUGAAAACAGAUGCGUCAAACCAAACAAAAACUGGAAAUAUGGCUGGUCAGCAACAACAGAGCGUACACACCGUUGCGACCUCAGCCGGAAACAAGAUGGUAGUGUUUGGUGGAACCACCAUGAUUUCUCAACAAAUGCAAAACUCGUUAAACAAUGUUGGCAAUGAUAAGCAACAGCAACAACUACAACAACAGAUGAAAGUUCAACAACAACAUAUGAUACAGCAGCAACAACAACAGCAGGCUUUACUGCAGCAACAACAAGCCAUUCAACAACAAAUACAGCUUCAGCAGCAACUUCAGCUUCAACAUCAAAUUCAAAUCCAACCAGCCCAACAGCAACAAUUUAGUAUCCAAAGUCAACAGCAACAUCAGCAACAAGUGCAAAAUCAAUUAAUUCAACAGCAACAAGCGCAUGGAACAAUACUUCAGCAACAAAUUGUGGUUCAGCCACAGCAACAACAAACCCAAGUCAAUCAAAUGACAAUCACCACAUCCAGUCCGAACGUGCAACAACACGUCAACAUUCAACCGAAGCCUCCACUCCUCAUUAGUCAACAAUCCACAUCCCAGGCCCAACAAAUUGACAAUCAUCGUCCUGUAAUGUCUAUGGUUUCCAUAUCCGGUAACACAACGAUGUCCAGCGGACCAACGCUAAUGGCCCAAUCUCAGCCGAUAAAUUCAAUGUGCCAUUUGACCACACCGCUGACAUCUCCACCACAAGUACCAUUGAUACCACCACCGAAUCCAUUGGUUGCAAUGUCUACGCUCUCCGCCGGUCCAUACAACAGCAACUCUGUGACAGUUACUCCGAGUCUGGUGCAUUCGAACAAAGAGAAAACAAAUGAAGUGGCUCCGAAUACAGUUUCGUCGGAAAAGAAUGCCGAUAGUGAAAAUGUUCUAAGUACACCCGUGACAACGACGACAACAUCAAAUGGGGACAGUAAAGAAAAUGAAGUUACUCCAAUGGACACAACACCAGCUGAAGGUGAUGAUGCAUCGCAAACGGAUUUAAAAUCUAAUACGGAUACAACAGCAAUCACAACAACAACCAGUACACCAUCAACCACUGCAGUAAAACUUGAAAGCAUAUCGUCAUUGACAACAUCGACCAGCAAUUCAACAUUGACGACAUCAACAACAACGUCCGUUGCAGAUGCAAAUGAUAGUUGCAUUGGUGGCACCGGCAGUAGUGGCAGCAUCGUAACCAACGGUACAACGUGCAAUGCGGCUUCAUCGCCGAGCAGUAAUUUGCUCAACAAUAACAAUAAAAAUGAAAAAGGUCUGCCCAAAGCAAUGGUGAAACCGAACGUUCUGACCCAUGUGAUUGGAGACUUUGUCAUACAGGAAGCGAACGAACCGUUCCCGUUGACCCGACAACGUUAUCCGGAUGAUGCGGCUGAUGAACCGCCAAAAAAACGCCAAACCAUCGAAGCCGUCGAAAAACCAUCGUCCUGUGAAAAUUGCCGCAAACUAGAAAAAUCGUCGAAAAAGAAGAAGCAAUACUGUUCUCAAGCCUGUGCCAAGGCAGCAAACAAAUCAACCGACGAUCAAUCAACACUACAAUCACCCGACCAAACCACACCGAACGAACCGACAUCGAACGGUAAUUCUCAAAAGCAACAAGCGAAUGUAUCGCGUACCCAGACCAAUGACACAACAAACGCAUCUGAUAGCAGCACGAAUGAAAAAUCAGCAUCGGAAGUGGUGGCAAAAUGGACCGUUGCGGAAGUGUGUGAAUUUAUACGUAACUUACAGGAAUGCAGCACCCAUGCUGAAGACUUUGAGAAUCAGGAAAUUGAUGGUCAAGCAUUGCUACUGUUGAAGGAAGACAAUUUGGUGAAUGUGAUGCAAAUGAAAUUGGGUCCGGCUGUUAAGUUAGUGGCACGCGUAAGGGAAAUGGUUGAAAAGAAUCAAGAGCAGUAGAUUGUACGCUAUGACGAUUGCAGAAAGUGGUUUUUUGUUGUUGUCAGGAGCGAAGAAAAUGCAAUUUUGUAGAUAUCUGUAGUGUAAAUAAGACACGGACAUUAUUGCUCUGGAUAGGUAUUAUAAUUGUAGUGAGUACGAAGAACAUUUUCAUUUUAAUUAAUUAAUUAAUCAAUUGUAACUAGUGAUAAGUUUAAGUAGAACAACAAGAAACAUUUAUUUAUCGUAAAAGUUUAAGGUUACAAAUGUACUUGAUAAUAUGCACAGCUUCAGACCAGCAUGCUAACAAUUUUUAAAGAUCUACGGAACAAAGAAAUAUUUUAACACUCAAUAGGACAAAAGAAUUGGCCGAUGUUUUUUCCCCGGAAAACUUUUUUUUUUGAGUCUGUAAUUUGAACAUGUCUGCAACCAUUAACAAUUUUAAGUUGAAUUUGUACAAAAUUUUUACAUUUUUUACGGUCAUUCGUAAUGAUGUUAGUAAAUAUCUCGAAAUUGAAAAAUGGAAUUGUGAAUUUUCACCGGAGGAAAUGUUGUACAUUCGGAAAGUAAUAAAUUUUUUAAAAAUUGUAAAA
Molecule: messenger RNA, 4782 nt
Organism: Bradysia coprophila
Lineage: Eukaryota; Metazoa; Arthropoda; Insecta; Diptera; Sciaridae
Biological process (GO): negative regulation of DNA-templated transcription
Cellular component (GO): nucleus; PRC1 complex
Molecular function (GO): histone binding; chromatin binding
Source: RefSeq, a predicted model, not a curated record